Saccostrea cuccullata (small rock oyster) is the source of this 4112-nucleotide messenger RNA. RefSeq names its product prenylcysteine oxidase 1-like. The record is from RefSeq and is a predicted model, not a curated record. Bases 33 to 1511 code for a protein of 492 amino acids. Lineage: Eukaryota; Metazoa; Mollusca; Bivalvia; Ostreida; Ostreidae. Gene Ontology annotation, biological process: prenylcysteine catabolic process; prenylated protein catabolic process. The transcript has 5 exons. Gene Ontology annotation, molecular function: prenylcysteine oxidase activity.
CGAAACUGCUGAUAGCAAUCAAACACUGAAAUAUGUCAGCUUCCGGCACUAAAAUGUGGACUUUCACUUUGGUUUUUAUCCUGACAUUUUCCCUGCCUAUUACACUUGCCCUUGAAGUGAAAGAACCACCUACAAUAGGUAUUGUCGGCGGGGGCAUCGGAGGAACUUCUACGGCCUAUUUCCUCAGACAGCUGUUUGGUAAUGAUGCUAAAAUUGACAUUUUUGAGAAGCGGCACAUAGGAGGAAGGCUAGCCACACUCACCCUUGGUGACCACCAGUUUGAAGCCGGGGGAACUCUUAUUCAUCCCAAAAAUAUGUACAUGGUCAACUUUACCAAGUUAUUAGGUCUGGAGCAGAUACAGGUUGGUGGGGGAACCUUUGGGAUUUUUGAUGGGAGCUCCAUGAGGGUGACAAGCAGCAAAUACAGCCUUGUCACAAUGGCCAAGCUCUUUUGGAGAUACGGCAUGGACAUCUAUAAUAUUGACUCAUGGAUCAAUGAGAAACUCCUAAGUAAAUUCAUGAGGAUUUAUGACAUUCAGAGAGCAGGUCAUGCCUACACAACUGUUCCUGACCUGAUUGGUGCAAUGGACCAAGCCUUUGUUUCCUACAUGAAGAAAUCCAUCAAGUUUGUAAUGAAGACUGCGGGUUUUGGUGAUGCGUUUAUUGAUGAAAUGGUCAUGGCUGCCUUAAGAACAAAUUACGGUCAAAAUACAGAAGUGCCAGGCUUUGUAGGAGCUGUAUGUAUGGCUGGAGUACAACCAGGACUGUGGGCCGUCAAGGGAGGUAAUAAACAGGUGCCCCAGAAAUUAGUGACAGAGGCCAAGGCUCAGGUCAUUCAGGGGACAGUCAUGUCAGUCCAACUCCUGCAAUACCAGGAUAAAACUUACAGGGUGGAGUACGUCGAUUCCGAAAAGAAGGAACAACACAAAGAUUACGACAUCGUUAUCAUUGCAACGCCUUUACAUGAUGAAAUGUCUGAAAUUGAUUUUGAAGAUUUCCCAAGUCCUAUUGAAAAUUUUCCUCAGAAAUAUCAUAAGCUCACUGCUACCUUUGUAGAAGGAACACCAAACUCUAAAUAUUAUGGCAUUGAUAAUGCAGAGGAAGUGCCUACGGAAAUUUUAACCUGUAACGACACAAUUCUAGUCAAUUCUCAGGGUAAAAAAGAAGAUGUUCUUGGAAAUCCAGCAAAUGUUUACAAGGUUUUCUCUAAUGUACCACCAAGUGAGGAGAAUAUAAAACAAAUGUUUACCAGUAAAAAAGACAUUAGAAUGUUUUCUAUGAUGGCCUACCCAGAAUACUCCACAGUCGGGGAAGAGUUACCCCCCUUUGUGCUUCAUGAUUCACUCUAUUAUUUAAAUGGUAUAGAAAUGGCCGCUUCUGCCAUGGAAAUGAGUUCUAUUGCAGGGAAAAAUGUGGCCCUGUUGGCAUACAAUCACUGGCAUGGAAAUCUAGAUAAAAUUGAUGAGCCUUAUUUAGACCCAGCCUUGGAAAAAGACAAAACAGAACUCUGAACAGUGCAAUGGUUAGGAAUAUCUUGUAUGUUAUACAUACAAACAAAUAAUUUUGAAUUAGAAGUAAUGUUAAAUAUCUUUAGUUUCAGAGAUUCAGUUAUCCAUGGGAUUUCACACUUCUGUUGUAAUUUUUUGUUGUAAUUUUGUGUGUAGUUCAUUGUGAAGUCAUUGUUUACUUUACUGGGAAGCAUGCAUGUAAGAGACUAAAUUAUUAAGUUUGGGGUUAGUUUUAUUGUUUAUGUAUCUGUUUAUAUUGUAUAUUGUAAUACUUUUAAAAAUGUGUUCCUAUACGAAUCUAUACAAAAAAGUGAAACAUUUCUAAUGUUUUACUGAGCAGGCAUAAAAAAUUGAUGUUUUACCACUCAUUGAGAUGUUGGACCUGCCAUUGAGAUGUUGGACAGACAGAUUGUUUUUUUGGGUCCAACAAAAGGCAUGCUGCCUUCGAACUCAGUCAAUAAAUGUAUACUGUAUCACAUAUUAUUUUGAUCAAACAACUGGGGAUUUUGUAUGAGGUUUUUUUUUUUGGUGCUUGUUAGUCAUUCAUUAUGUCAUCAUAAUACUACAUGUAUUUAUCAAUUCAUCUCUAGCUCUUAAUAUUAUCAAUAAUUUUUUUUCUUUAUUUUGAAUCGUCAUAUAUUACAAUUUGACACACAGCAGGUAAUUAAUUCAUGCAAGUCUAACUUUCUUUGCAAUAACCCCUGACAUUUUUUCAUUGUACAUGUAUAUUCAUUCACAUUUUCAAUAAUUAUCGUAUGAAAUAAUACUAGUCAGUGUUUUCAACAUACAUGUGUUUCCCCAUUUAUUGUCUUUUUAUGAAGUAUAAUGUAUCAUGUCAUUUUAUUUCUAACUUUUGAAUCAGGAGACAUCUUCUAGUCCAGUUGAUACUGGUAUGAUGUAUUUAUAUUUUGUCAACAAACUCAUCAUGGGAACUUAUGUCUCAAGAUAAAAUAUUCACCGAUUGACGGGUUGAUGUCAGUUAGUACGUUUUAAUCUUUUUUGUUGACAUUUAUUAAUAAGUGGGUUAUGGGAGUAUAUAGGGAUUCAAUCAUAUGAAUUUGAAUAUGUAGAUUUGAGGGCACAUCCCUAACACUGUCUUCAGUGCUAAAUGACACCCCUAUUUAGUAUUGCUUACUACAGUAUAUUAUGGCUUUCACAUUCCAUACUUUGAUCUUCCACUUGUUUUAGAGCAAUUACCGGUAAUCUUAGAUGUUAUGAUAUAUGGUGAAUAUUGAUAUGUCAGUGCUGGUAACAUCUACAUUUGAUUGGAUAAAUAUUAUGGGUAAAUGUAUUGUGAUUAAAAUGUAUUAUACUGGUAUGUUUAAAUUUUUAUCAUACUGACUUACUCUAUCAAGUACAAUGAAGCGCAUUGAAGUGGUAAAAUUUCCUGUUUGCAUGGAACGUUUUGAGCUAUCUUUAGAACGUUGAUUGUCAUAUGAUGACAUGCCCAUUUCUUUAGAAAAGAAAAAUCGGUCAAAUAGUUCAUUCGAAUACCUGUGGAACAGGUAUUCCAUAAAUAUAAUAGCCAAUCAAAUUGAUGGUCUACUUUAACACAGAGUAAGCACGUGUUCGACCAAUACACAUGUUAUGGAAACUCCAAUAAACACGAUAAAUUCAUAUUUAUGUACAGAUUCGUUGCAAUACGUGUUUUCCAGAAGCUGGAACUCUCUAAAUCUCUCUCUUAUAACUUUGAAAAUCUCGGAUUUUGGUUGUAACUCAUGUUGCUCAUCGCAAAGAAUGGGGUGUCUUAAAACAUUACGACGAAUAUUUCUUGUUCGUUCUAAAAAAAAAAAUGGGCAUGUCAUUAUGUUAUACUGCAGUAAUUGACGUUCAAAAUAUGACUCAGAACGUUUCAUCCAAACGGAAAAUUUUACCAUUUCAAUGCACUUCAAUGAUUGUAUUUACCUAUCAAAUGAAAGCAUUGGUGCACAAAGUUCAUUUUGUCAUAUCAGCAAGAAUUACUACUAUUUUGACACUUAUGUUAUUUAUACCUAAAAGUUAUUCUUAAAGUUGGAACAGGUGAAAUUAGUAUGUUUAUUUAAAAUCAGUAUGGACAGUUGAAAUCAGUUUGAACCAUUGAAUCAUAUUUAGACUUGCAAAAUUAGUAUGGGCAGAUGAAAUCAGAAUUUCAGUAUGGACAGUUGAAUCAUUAGUAGACAGUUGACAUCAGUGUGGACAGUUGAAUCAUUAUUAGACAGUUGACAGCAAUGUGGACAGUUGAAUCAUUAUUAGACAGCUGAAAUUAUUAUGGACAGUUGAAUCAUUAUUAGACAGUUGACAUCAGUGUGGACAGUUGAAUCAUUAUUAGACAGUUGACAUCAGUGUGGACAGUUGAAUCAUUAUUAGACAGCUGAAAUUACUAUGGACAGUUGAAUCAUUAUUAGACAGUUGACAUCAGUGUGGACAGUUGAAUCAUUAUUAGACAGUUGACAUCAAUGUGGACAGUUGAAUCAUUAUUAGACACUUGACAUUAGUUUGGACAGUUGAAUCAUUAUUAGACAGCUGAAAUUAGUAUGGACAGUUGAAAUCAAUGCAACUGGUGAAAUCAGUGUGGACAAUUGAAAGAACAUCUGAUUUCAGUACUGUAUUGACAGGCACAGACAG